AUAAACACUAGAACUCCCAUUUCAUCACUAAACCACACUCAAUAAUCAAAAUUCUCUCAUCUUUCUUUCCUUAUUUAAAGAAAAGAUGACAAUGGCAUUAACGAAUGCUUUUGUUUUGCUUUUCUCUUGUGUUCUUGCAAUUUCCUUCUGUGUUUGGGGUAAACCAGCUACUUUUCUUGAUGAUUUUCAAAUUACUUGGUCUGAUUCCCAUAUUAGGCAAAUCGAUGGAGGGAAGGCCAUCCAACUUGUUCUAGACCAAAAUUCAGGCUGUGGAUUUGCUUCAACAAGGAAGUAUUUGUUCGGACGUGUCAGCUUGAAGAUCAAGCUUAUACCUGGUGACUCCGCCGGAACAGUCACCGCUUUUUAUAUGAACUCUGAUACAGAUACAGUAAGAGAUGAGCUAGAUUUCGAGUUCUUGGGAAACCGUAGCGGCCAGCCUUAUACUGUCCAAACCAAUAUCUAUGCUCAUGGAAAAGGAGAUAGGGAACAAAGGGUUAACCUUUGGUUUGAUCCUUCUGCAGAUUUCCAUACUUACACUAUUAUGUGGAAUCAUCAUCAUAUUGUCUUCUAUGUUGAUGAUGUGCCAAUCCGAGUUUACAAGAACAAUGAAGCUAGAAAUAUACCAUUCCCUAAGUUUCAGCCAAUGGGAGUCUAUUCAACACUGUGGGAAGCUGAUGAUUGGGCGACAAGGGGAGGCCUGGAGAAAAUUGAUUGGAGCAAAGCUCCUUUCUUAGCUUACUACAAGGACUUCGACAUCGAAGGAUGCCCAGUGCCAGGCCCAGCAAGCUGUGCCUCAAACACAGGGAACUGGUGGGAGGGAUCUACUUAUCAAGCCCUUAAUGCCAUGGAAGCUAGAAGGUAUAGGUGGGUUCGUAUGAACCACAUGAUCUACGAUUACUGCACCGACAAAUCCAGAUACCCAGUUAUCCCACCGGAGUGUAUCGCUGGCAUCUGAAGUCCUAUUCGAAGCUCCACAUCCAUUUCAAAUGUCAUACUUCACGCAUACAAGAAUCUUAUUGGCUUUCAAAACAAAUGGUUGGUUAAACCGGUAAGUUCUUCAAUCAUGAUGAUGGAAAACAACAAAAAAAAUUGAAUGGAAGGAAAGUCAACAGUGUUUGAAAUAUUUGCUUUGAAUUGUCAUGCUAAUGGUCCCCCCAGCGCCUCUUUUGAUAUAUUGUUUUUUCACUUGGUAGUGUUAGGGCAGUAUUUGAUUCAUUUGGUCCUAAAUAAAUGUAUAAAAGCAGGUUCAUGGUUAAGAACCUUCACCACAUUUAAGGUCCCUGGAGUGAAGGAUUUGUCUGGAAGGGUCUUGCUACGGUCGAUGUUAUCAUGAUACGGUUGCCAUUACAGAGCUAGCAAGGACCAUCUUGUGAAUAGCAGAAAUAUUUACUGCAACUCCAUUAAAUUGGAUAUAGAAGCAACAUAAUGUUGGAUAAGUACAGACAAUGCCAAAGAAAUGAAUGAAUUGGGGAGCAAAGGAUCUAUAUUUCCGGGAGAACUACCAAUCAAAUUAAAUAUUAAUCAUGGUCACAAGUCACAUUCAAUGAAACUGUAGGGGAUUAGUGGCCACAUACCUACAAUUUUGGAUGCUGUGUUGGUCUUGUUUUAAGGCUUUUGAUUUCAGAAAAAUGUUAAUCCUCUUAACAAAAUGGAAUGGAAUUUUAGUAUCUGCAUGCACAAGAGAAGCGUAAUCUUUACAGAAGUUUACUGUAUAUGACCUCAGAUAUUUUGUAGCUUUAGUGGGCUAAAUUUUAACAAGCUUAUUCUCCUCAAUGUGGAAACCAUAAAUGAUAAAUCGUAGGCUGCAACUAGCUCCGAAUGUGGACAACAUCGAAACAGAACAUUGAAUGACUUGCAACACAAGCAUUCACAACUAUGAAUCAAGCAACCGAGCUAUUGAACGGAACAAAGAAACGCUCAAUGUCACCAACUUAUCAAACCUUGACACCAUUCAACCUAACAGGUAAAAGUAGUUCUAUUGAUUUUAUUCAACAAUGUUUUGGAUAAUGUAUUUCUGCCUUUAAAAGCUUGUAAGUAUUCCCCGAUUAUCCAAAUCCGACAGGACAUUCACAUUACAUCCGAUCUAUAUUUCAUGUAGACCCCUUUUGAUCAGAGAUCACUAGGUGCUAUAACUUUUGUAUUGCCUUAAACACAAGAUGCAAAAAGAAAGCUCGUGCAAUUGAAGUUAAGUACAGCA
Gossypium raimondii (Peruvian cotton) is the source of this 2197-nucleotide messenger RNA. Its product is annotated as probable xyloglucan endotransglucosylase/hydrolase protein 6. Gene Ontology annotation, biological process: xyloglucan metabolic process; cell wall biogenesis. Gene Ontology annotation, cellular component: apoplast; cell wall. The transcript is spliced from 5 exons. Gene Ontology annotation, molecular function: hydrolase activity, hydrolyzing O-glycosyl compounds; xyloglucan:xyloglucosyl transferase activity. The coding region runs from base 86 to 955 and encodes 289 amino acids. Lineage: Eukaryota; Viridiplantae; Streptophyta; Magnoliopsida; Malvales; Malvaceae. The record is from RefSeq and is a predicted model, not a curated record.